Molecule: messenger RNA, 6790 nt
Organism: Cavia porcellus (domestic guinea pig)
Lineage: Eukaryota; Metazoa; Chordata; Mammalia; Rodentia; Caviidae
Product: zinc finger protein 709-like
Exons: 7
Coding region: 516-1934 (472 amino acids)
Biological process (GO): regulation of transcription by RNA polymerase II
Cellular component (GO): nucleus
Molecular function (GO): DNA-binding transcription factor activity, RNA polymerase II-specific; RNA polymerase II cis-regulatory region sequence-specific DNA binding
Source: RefSeq, a predicted model, not a curated record
CCUCGCCCUCGCAGUGCAUGCCGGUCUUCUGCUUGGAGUCGCCAUUUUGCCGCUAGAGAUGCUGUCUGAAGACCAGUGCUCUCUUCCUUCAGCGGCCUAGGCUGCGUCGGGGCCUGAGCUGGGGUCUGGGCCAGGGCAUGAAAGGUCUCAAAUGUUCUGACGUGGACCUGGAACGCAGCUCCCCAAGCAGCAGACAUGUAGUUCUUGAACAGACUGCCUGGACGAUGGUCUGAGCAUUAAAGAGGCGGAAACAGGAGAAUGGUCACAUAUGCAAGACAGUCUAACCUACAUGGUGAAUGAAAGGCCAGCCAGAACUACAAGGAAGGAGUUCCUUUCCCUGUUUAUUUUUGACUCAGAUAGAAUACAGUACAGCAGCAGUCAAUCAGUGAUGAAGAGGCGGGCUAUAUGAAAUGUCCAAUCAGGAGCCAGUGACCUUUGAGGAUGUGGUCAUGAACUUCAGCAAUGAGGAGUGAGCUUUGUUGAUUCCAUCCCAAAAGAACCUCUACAGAGAUGUGAUGGGUGAAACCUUUAGGAACUUGGCUGCAAUAGGAGGACUUGGGGAUAUCCAGGAAGCUAAAAAAGAAUGCAAGAUUUACUGGAGAUACUUAAGAAAUGACAAGCUAGGAAAGUCCUAUGGACAUACAUCUUGGAAUCAGUGUAAAGAAGUAUUCCUUUGUACUGCAGAAGGUAAUGUGAAUGUGAAAGAAACAGAAGCACACCACAAUGUAAAGAUCCACAAAAAAUAUUGCAGUGGAGGGAAACCCUAUGUAUGUCAGCAAUGUGGAAAAGGUUUCAUCAAAUCUGGACAUUAUAAGCAACAUGAAAGAAUUCACACUGGAGAGAAACCAUAUGUAUGUAAGCAAUGUGGCCAAGCUUUUAACAGAAGUGCAUAUUGUAAGGUUCAUGAAAGAAUUCAUACCGUAGAGAAACACUAUGUAUGUAAGCAAUGUGGGAAAGCUUUUAACACAUGGGGAGAUUGUAACAAACAUGAAAGAAAUCACACUGGAGAGAAACCCUAUGUAUGUAAGCAGUGUGGGAAAGUUUUUAAAACAUGUGCGUAUUGUAAGGUUCAUGUAAGAUUUCACACUGGAGAGAAACCUUAUGUAUGUAAGCAAUGUGGGAAAGCUUUUACCACACAUGGACAGUGUAAGGCACAUGAAAGAAUUCACACUGGAGUGAAACCGUAUGCAUGUAACCAAUGUGGGAAAGCUUUUAACACACGGGCAGAUUGUAAGAAACAUGAAAGUGUUCACACUGGAGAGAAACCCUAUGUAUGUAAGCAAUGUGGGAAAGCUUUUAACACACAGGGAUAUUGUAAGAAACAUGAAAGAAUUCACACUGGAGAGAAACCCUAUAUAUGUAAGCAAUGUGGAAAAGGUUUCUUCAUCUCUGGUCAUUGUAAGCAACAUGAAAGAAUUCACAUUGGAGAGAAACCCUAUAUAUGUAAGCAAUGUGGGAAAGCUUUUACCACACAUGGACAGUGUAAGGCACAUGAAAGAAUUCACACUGGAGCGAAACCAUAUGUAUGUAACCAAUGUGGGAAAGCUUUUAACACACGGGCAGAUUGUAAGAAACAUGAAAGGAUUCACACUGGAGAGAAACCCUAUGUAUGUAAGCAACGUGGGAAAGCUUUUAACACACGGGGAUAUUGUAAGAAACAUGAAAGAAUUCACACUGGAGAGAAACCUUAUGUAUGUAAGCAAUGUGGAAAAGGUUUUACCAUCUCUGGACAUUAUAAGCAACAUGAAAGAAUUCACACUGGAGAGAAACCCUAUGUAUGUAAGCAGUGUGGGAAAGCUUUUACCCAACUUGGACAUUGUAAGCAACAUGAAAGAAUUCACACUGGAGAGAAACCCUAUGUAUGUAAGCAAUGUGGGAAAGCUUUUACCCAACAUGGACAUUGUAAGCAACAUGAAAGUUCACACUCAAGAUAAAACCAGUGUAUAUAAGUAUCAUGAGAAUUUUUGAGCACACGUACAUAUUGCAUGAUGCAUGAAAUCUUCACACUGGGCAGAAAACUUAUAUAUGUAAGGAAUGUGGGAAAGGUUUCAGCAGAAAUGCUCAUUGUCCAAUACAUGAAAAAAAUUACACUGUUGAGGAACCCUGUGUAUGUGAAGAAUGUGGGAAAGCUUUCACCACAUGUGGAUAUUGUAAAAUACAUCAAUGACUUUAUACUGAUAAGAAACCCUAUGUAUAGAACAAUGUGGCAAAGCUUUUACUGCAUAGAGUCAUUGCAAAACACAUGAAAGAAUUCACACUGGGAAGAACCACUGGCUAUGUAAGCAAGUGGAGACACUUUCAGCAGCCAUAUUGUAAGUGAAAUAUGUGAAAAAACUCACACAAGCGAUAAAUUCUAUGUGUUAUGGGAACCCUCAGCACACAUGAUCAUUGUUACAUAUCUGAAAGAGCUCACUGGAUCCUAUGUGGAUUAACAAUGUGAGAAAUAUGGCAAUUCAUGUUUGUUGUUAAAUACAUAGAAAAAACAUCACUCUUCAGACAGUGUAGAUCUAAGUUUACUUUAAAAAUUCCUAGGAGAGCUGAAGAAAUAAUCAAUACAGAAUUUUGAUGUCAAUAUUUCUUCACAAAUUUUACAGAAAUGCCAAAUCUGAGGAGAAUCUCUACUCAAGUGCACAUGUUGUAUGGUUUUCAGUUAAUGACUUGUACCUCUUUAGAUUUUUUUAAGUGUCUUUGUGCUUCAACACGGCAUCUUGUAAUUAAACAUGGUAAACUGAAAUGGGCUUUUCAAUUUCAAGUAUGGAUAGUGUCUAUGUCCUUAAUAUUUUGUCUUUAAAUAUUUUAUAUUUUUGUGAAUUUUAAUGUUGUUUAUUUAAAGAGAAAAAAACAGAAAAAAAGUGUAGAAAUAAUACAGAAUUUCAGAAAAAUAAUAAGAUAUAACUAGUUGAUUUGUUACAUAUUGUCAUCUUAGAAGUAGUUGUUCAAAUUAUAAAAUUAAAGCACACAAAGUGAUAUUCCAAUAAUGACACUGCGAACAGUUAACUUCUAUGAUCCAACAAAAACUUAUUAAUAUGCUUAUCUGUCCUACACACUUGUAUUUUUCUUAAAGAGUGUAAGAUUAAACAUGACAAAACAGAAGAUAACAGUUCAUAAGAAAACUAGUUAAGGAAACACAGAUUUCAAAGCAAGUCCACUGGAGAUGUUCACUGUUUAUCUUACUGUCUCUAGUUUUCUUCCAAAUAGUUUUUCCCAUCUUCACAUGCAUUAAAUAUAUACUGAACACUAUAGAUCUAAGCAAAUAAUUACAGAAUGAUGCAGGCUUUUUUGGUCUUCAAGACUUAUUUUGAGGAAGUCGAAGAUGACUACGAUAAUGUCUCUCAUUCUCUUCAUAAUAGCUGUCUUUAUCUUUAUGUAUGCUCAAAUUGAGCAUAAGAAACUAGACUAAUAUCACUCUGAACAGUGAAUAAUAGCAUCCUGAGAAGGAGAAAGUUGAGGAAUUGCCUAAUAAAAGAAGGCAGAGGACAUUGUUAAAAGUGAUUAGACUCUGUUCCAUUCUAUAUGAUAGUAUCAAGUUUGAAGACAUAGGCAACUACUUUGAAGACAAUAAGAUUCACUAAGAUACCCAUUCUUGUUUGACUAUUGUCUUCUUUGGAAGUCCUGUAAUGUUUACAAUGCCUAAGUUUUAUUGGUCUUGUUCUCUACUGUUUUGUCCAACUUUAUAAUAUCUAAUGAGAUAGACAGUUCUUUUUAAGGAAACAAGGGACAACGUUGAUAACCAUUGUUGAUAAACUUGUACUCUGUUCUACACCAUGUGCUAUGUCUAUCCUUGGUAUUGACUGACAGCUUUGUUUUGCAAUAUUUGACUGUAUUCUUCCCCCCCCAAAAAAAGUAAUAAGCACUAAGGAGUAAUAAAAUCCAAAAUGUGUAAAUUUUGUUGUAAAAAAGAGAGGGAAAAAAAAAGAAGAAAAAGAGCUCUAACGGAUGUAACAGCAAGUGUGUUUAGGGGUGUUAAAUAGCUGACUAUAUCAAUGUUUUUGGAUCAUUGAACACAGCUGUUUGCAGUCUCCCUGUUUGAAUGUCCACCUUGUAUUCUUUGAUACUGUGAUUUGAGGAACUAUUUUCAAGAUGAUAAUAUGUAAUCUACUAACAGGUGAUUUCUUACUGUUAUGUUUUUUUUUUUUUGUAGUUCUGUAUUACAUGUACCCUUACACCACCUUGGUUUGUUUUGUGUUUUUCUCUUUUUCCUCUUAAAUAAAAAAAAAGGAUUUAAAAAAAAGUGUAUCGGGAUUUAAAAGCUACGGUAGUCUUAUUGCUCUGUUUAGUUUGAUUACAUUUUGUUCUGGUCUGUCUAUUUAUAUUAGACUUGAGCACACAGAGUGAUAACCCCAAAACAGCAGGUUAUACCAUGGUAACUAUCCUUAAUUUCCUAUUAACUUAAACUAAGUUAAUAGGAACCUGGUAUUACUUACAUUGUCCUCUAUGACUGAUCUUCUUUGAAGCUGUUUUGUUUGAAUGAUAUUUGGCCUUGACUGAAUUUAUUCACAUUUGCUUUGCUUACUGGUAUCAAGUCCAAGAGUAGAGGCAACUACUCUGAAGAUAACAAGAUGUAAAAGAUAUACAUUGGGGGGCUGUGGAUUUAGCUCAGUGGCUUAAGCAACUGUCUGGCAAGUGUGAGGUCAUGAGUUUGAUCUCCAGUACCAAAUAAAUAAAUAAAUAAAUAAAAGAUAUGCAUUCCAGGUUUGAUUAUUUUUUAUUUAAAGAGAAAAAAGAAAGGAAAUAAAAAACGAAGCAGUAAAAAUGUACACAUACUACAUAAUUUCAAGAAAAAAAUACAGUAAGAAAUCACUAGUUAAUAGGUUACUUAUAUAUCAGCUGAGCGGAGGCCAGCCCUGCUGCUGCCUUUCCCACCUGGGGCCCAUACUAUGACCCCUGUGGACUGGAAGGUGUGUAUUCAGCUGAGCGGAGGCCGGCCCUGCUGCCGCCUCUCCCACCCAGCGCCCAACUACCACCUCUGGGGACCGGAAGGUGCGCAUCCAGCUGAGCGGAGGUGACUCUGGUCUGGCCCUGAUACUGCAAAUUGAGGAAGCUUUAGGUCUACCUGAGAGGAGCCUGGAAAGCCUCUUUUAAUUCAGGGGCUCUGCUGCCCAAGGAGGGAGCUACUACAAAAGGAGUCCCAAGAGCCCAGGACAUAAGAGUCAGUUUACAACACAACCAGGGGAAACCCUGAAACAACACUUGAAACACAGUAAUAUAGGAAAAUGACAAAGACCAAAAUUCAAUCUCAAACAUCCAACCCAUCACCCCAAGAAAGCCUAGGAGCCAUGUACAUAGAAGAAAAUACAUGCCAUAUACCUGAAAUACCUGAAACAAUAGUAACAGAAAUAAAGAAGCAGCUCUGGGAAGCUUUGAAGGAAUUCAAACUAGAAAUAAUAUAUCAGGUAAAAAAAAGAAAUAAUAAAAGAAAUGAAGGAGAUGCUGAACAUAUCUAAACAAGACACAGCUAAACAAUUGGAGGAACUAAACAAAAGGAUAGAAUCUCUGGAUGAACAAUAUAAGAAACAAACAGAAUAUAUAAAACAGAUGCAAAGAGAUAUACAGGAAAUCAAAAGCAACAUUGAAAGUUGUAAAAACCACCUGAAUGAAUGCGAAGAUAGAAUUUCAGACCUCGAAGACAAGAUUGCAGCCAGAGAACAGGAAAGGAAAGAUCUUUUAAAAAUAACAAGAAUCAAGAAAUAACAAUACAACACCUGCAAGAUGACGCAAAGAAAAACAACAUCAGGUUGAUAAGGAUAAAUGAAAAAGAAGGAGACAAUACAAAGGAUGUCAAGAGGAUAUUUAGAGAAGUAAUUGUUGAAAACUUCCCAAACAUGAAAUUGGAAACUUAUAUCAGGAUCAAUGAAGCAUGUAGAACUCCAAAUAGCCAUAACCAAAAUAAAACUACACCCAGAUAUAUAAUAAUCACCAUUCCAGAAAUUGAACAAAAGUAUAGAAUAUUAAAAGCUGUCAGAGAUAAAAGACAGAUCACCCAUAAAGGAAAACCUAUAGAAUCACAGCAGAGUUCUCAACACAAACAAUAAAGGCAAGAAGAGCAUGGAGUGAAAUAUUUCAGACCCUAAAGGAAAAUGAUUUCCAACCUAGACUAAUGUACCAUGCAAAACGGUCCUUCAAAAUUGAUGGAGAAAUAAGAUACUUCCAUGACAAAGAACAGCUAAAGAAAUUCAUGAUCACCAAGCCAACCCUGCAAAGAAUACUGAAAGACAGUCUAGAUACACUUAAGAAAAAACCAUUUAACAAAGCAGACAAUCAAAUAGAACAAAAAGAUAAAGAUGCAACAGCAGAAAGAUAACAUCUCACUAAUAAACCAAUAUAUAACACUUAUAACCAUUAAUGUAAAUGGUCUCAGCACACUAAUUAAAAGAAAUAGACUGGCAGAAUGGAUCAAGAAACAAAAUCCAACCAUAUGCUGUAUACAAGAAACCCAUCUAACCCAAAAGGAUACUGACAGACUGAAAGUCAAAGGAUGGAAAACAAUACUUCAUUCAAUAGGAACUCAAAAAAAAGGGGGGUAGCUAUUCUGUUUGCAGACAAUGUGAACUUCAAACCAAUAAUGAUCAGAAGAGACAAAGCAAGUCACUGCAUAUUGGUUACGAGAAAACUUCAAGAGGAAGAGAUAACUAUCUUAAAUAUAUAUGCACCAAAUUCCAAAGCACCAAGUUAUGUAAAACACGUAACAUCAGAAAUGAAAAACCAAAUUAGCAGUAAUACAAUUAUAACAGGAGAUUUUAACACACCAUUGACAACAAUGGACAGAUCAACAGGACAGAAAAUCAGCAAA